Molecule: messenger RNA, 1776 nt
Organism: Sparassis crispa
Lineage: Eukaryota; Fungi; Basidiomycota; Agaricomycetes; Polyporales; Sparassidaceae
Exons: 5
Coding region: 1-1776 (591 amino acids)
Biological process (GO): DNA replication; DNA replication initiation
Cellular component (GO): nucleus; nuclear origin of replication recognition complex
Molecular function (GO): DNA replication origin binding
Source: RefSeq, a predicted model, not a curated record
AUGAACGGUUUUACACAUUCUUUGCAUGAGGAUAUUGCGUUGUCGUUGUCGACUUUACUCAAUAUCUGCCCACCGCCGUUCAUAUUCAUCUAUGAUCCUGAAGCACCUAAAAUAACCUCUUCUGCCGUACGCUCUGUCCUAUCGACUCUUUCCGACACUGCAUCUACAUCGAAGCAUCCUGUAAAGCUGACGUAUGCGUUUGUGAACGCAGUGUCCUGCUUUACGCCCCGUCUGUUUUACGAUACCGUCCUGAACGCCGUUGCAUGCUGGCAGCCCAGCUGGGAAGACGGUUCGGCCAACUGGUCCGGCGCUGACCGUGAAGGUCAACGGUGGAACGAGAAUUUAGAUACUUUUCUCCACGGCCUCAUGGCCGUCCACUCGCAGUUGGAGUCGGAGGCUGGCGGGCCAUCGCCACAAUCAACGCGAAAAGGCAAAGGUAAGGCGAAGGAAGCACCCUUAGGCAUUCAACAGAAGUGCAGGCUAGUCCUCUUUGUCGAGCGGGCAGAACGACUCAAGGAAAACCUUCCAGACCUCCUGGUGCCACUUACGCGCUUGGCUGAGCUGGCUCGGGUUGAUGUCGUCACUAUCCUUCUGUCCCAUGUCAGAUGGGAAGAUCUACGACCUCCGCUUGGUGCUUCACCCGAGCCCUACUACAUGGAUGUACCAGCGCUAUCCAAACAGGCUACUUUGGACAUCCUCGCCUCGUCAUUUCCUUCCUCGCCGACUCCACCAGAUUCCAGUCUAGUAGAUGCAGACACCUAUAAUCUCUCGCUUCGCCCGCUCUAUAUCCACUUUAUAGCAACUCUCUAUAGUAUUUGCUCGCCGUUCACGGACGACCCUCACGAGCUUGCAUACAUCGCCGCGGCGUUCUGGCCCGGAUUCGUCAAGCCUGUACUCGAUGAACACCGGCGCAAGGUACAAGAGUUCCGUUUGCAUCGUGCCACACGCAUGAAUGGAAAUCAUCGCGGCGAGGACGAUGAAGACGUUGAAAUUCCAGACAGCGAGGACGAACGCAUGGACGAUGCGCCACUAGAAGAACCCGAGCUCGGUCCGCCGACGGAGGACACGCGCAUUCGACUUAUACGCCUCUUCACUCCCUCCUUCACCACAGCUCUAGAAGCUCUCUACCCACGCCUAACGAGCGCCGCAGCCUGGGUGCGCAUGCACGCGGCUCCUGCGAACAUUCUCGCUCUUCCACCAGGGCAAGCAUCCUCUGCCAUGCCCGUCCUCAGCAUUGCGAGCGAGGAUACUGGUGAAGGACUGGGCGACCUACCUCGGCUUGCCAAGUUCGUGCUCGUUGCUGCGUUCCUGGCUAGUACGAACCCUCCGAAGAGUGACAUACGGAUGUUUGGCCGGGGCCCCGACGAGCGGACAAAGCGGCGGCGGCGGAAAGGUGGCAGUCCAAGGAAGGUAAAGCCUGGGACAACUGGCGGGAGUGUGAAGAUCCCACAGAGGCUGUUGGGCCCGACUACAUUCCCGUUGGAUAGGUUGCUGGCAAUCCUUGGUGUACUGCUAGAGGAACACGACGUGGAGAUGCGCCCACCUGCACCGCAGUACAGUCUACCAGGAGAGUACACUGAUAUGGAGAUCUCCCGAGUUGCGCUCUAUGCCGAGAUCAUGGAGUUGGCGUCGAUGCGCCUGCUUCUGCGCACGUCUCCUCCAGAUAAGCUUGAUAUGGCUCCCACUUUCAAGUGUGGGAUCUCGUACGAGGUCGCACUACGGCUUUCACGAGACGUAGGGGUCAUGCUAAACGAUCUCAUGUGGGAUCCCGUGUAA